AACGACUCCGCGAACGCGACCGACCCAUUUUUACACAAUUUAACACGAAAAAAUGUAUAUUUUCACAGCUUUGUCCUGUGUUGACAUUUGACGAGCUGGCGGACGCGAAGUUGUACGAAAAAGUGAAUGCGCGAAAAGACUAAAGUGCACCUAACUGAAUCGUGAUUUUAAAUUUAAAUUACAUUACUUUUCAAAAUUUUACACCAUUUUUAAAUGUUUCAUAGAAUUAGAUAAACAUGUGGAUAAUUUUUCUAAAGUGUUUGAUUAAAAUAGUAUUUUUUACUGCACAACUAGUUUUUAGAGCUUUCGAUUAAUCUUGCGCAUGAUAUGUAGAGUCCAGUCUAUUUUAAAUUAAUAGGUUAUCAACUUGGUUUUGUAAUUUUUUAGUUUUGGAUUAAAUAAUGUCUGUUUAAAGUCCGUUCAUAUUGUAAAUAUAAUACAAUGAUUAUAGUGUUAUUAAAUAAUACGGUAAAGGGCAAAAAAGCUCUUUUUCUCGCACAAUGGGGCUUCGCAGCGAGUCAACAAUGUAAAGUGUCUUAUGUUCAAGGACAAGAACCUGAGCCCAAAAUAAGGGAAUAUUUUUAUUAUAUUGAUCAUCAAGGAAUGCUAUUUCUAGAUGAUUCAAAGAUGAAAAACUUUACGUCUUGCUUUAAAGAGAAGAAAUUCUUGCGUUUUUUUUUCAAUCAACUGCGAUUGAAUAAUACUGGGAGGUACAAAGAGUUUCCUUAUUUGUCGAUUUGUGGAAAAGAACGGAAUUUUAUUAGAUGUGAUGACUAUCCAAUUGUCUUCACUCAUGUGACAAAAGCGAUAAAAGACAACGUUGAGGAGACACAUUUGGCUCAUAAUCAUGCAGGAGCUUUACUCACACUUAAGUUUGAUCCAAAUAAAGUUGUGAUGAUACCAGAGACUGGGCGAGUCUACCAUCCAGCACCUGAACGUGCAGGGGGCGUUGGUCUAAUUAGAUCUAAACUGGCAAUCGAAUUUAGUAAAUAUUUCACUUUUAAUGACGGUGAAAGUAAUCCUCCAACCCAUUUCACUUUUGGGGGAGUAACAUAUGAGUUAGAUAAUAAUUGGUACAGGGAAAAAAAUAAGCAAAUGUAGUAAUCCUUUUGUUUUAUUAAAAUACUCGUGAUAAUUAAAACUUUGUAUAAAUAAUUUCAAUAAAAAUUUUGUUCUUAUUGCA
Tribolium madens (black flour beetle) is the source of this 1183-nucleotide messenger RNA. RefSeq names its product UPF0598 protein CG30010. The coding region runs from base 442 to 1101 and encodes 219 amino acids. The record is from RefSeq and is a predicted model, not a curated record. The transcript has 2 exons. NCBI's taxonomy places the organism in Eukaryota, Metazoa, Arthropoda, Insecta, Coleoptera, Tenebrionidae.